Molecule: messenger RNA, 1475 nt
Organism: Musca domestica (house fly)
Lineage: Eukaryota; Metazoa; Arthropoda; Insecta; Diptera; Muscidae
Product: protein SMG9
Exons: 3
Coding region: 110-1453 (447 amino acids)
Biological process (GO): nuclear-transcribed mRNA catabolic process, nonsense-mediated decay
Source: RefSeq, a predicted model, not a curated record
AUUUUUUUUUCCUCAAAUUUAUUUCUCCGGAAGAAGCAAACGUUGGAAGUUUGGGACUAGAUCCAUAAUUACUUUGCAAAUCUAAUAAAAACAUUAAAUUCUACCAGAAAUGUCUGAUAAUCGAAGACGACGCUAUCGUAAACCAAAGGAAGAAAAAAAGUUGGAGGUUCAACCGAAAAUCUUGCUGAAAUCAAAAACCGAGUCGAAAAAUGAUAACGAAAAUACAGCUUCCGGGUCCCAUGCAAAACCUCCGGAACAAUCCUCGAGCGUCCAGAUACCACAUAAAACAAUAAUCUUUCAAAAAUCAUCUGCCCAGAGCCCGAACAUUAGUCCCAAUAUAACAGUGCAACCACAACCGAUUACCACAACGGAUGCACAAAACAUUGUGGAGCCUGUCUACCAAAUGAGUCGACCAGCCACGGUGAUAUCAUCGACGGGCACAAUCAAUGUGGGAACAAAAAAGCUGCUAAUGAAAGCCAACACAGACUUCUUGGUGGUGGGAGUUGUGGGUACUCAAGGUGUUGGCAAAUCAUCAAUUCUAAAUCUCUUGGCAAAUGAGCAGGAAGAUUUCGACUACUAUCGCAAGGUGUUUGAGGAGGAAGAUUGUAUUUUUCCCACCAAGCUGAAGGCUAACAAAUGUUCCGCUCGUUCGAGGACUGAAUCAACACAUCUCUUUAUAACAUCGGAUCGCAUGAUUUUAUUGGAUACACCCCCAGUAAUGUCGAAUGCCUACAAGAAAGAUCUGAUUAACAACGAAUUGGAAGAUCUUGAUAGCAUUAUAACCUUAAUGUCUGUGUGUCAUUUGCUUAUUAUUGUUCAAGAUGAUUACUUCAAUUUGAGUUUUUUGAACCUAUUGAGAUUGGCCGAACUAAUGAAACCCUCGGCACAGGACAUCAAAUCGGGAUUUCUGUCAGAAUAUUUCCCCAAUGUGAUGUUUGUGAAAAAUCGGGCCAAACGUUUGGAUUUUUCUCCUGCCAACAAAGCCUGUUUGGAUCAAAUGCUAAAAGCCUUCUUUAAGGAUUCCAAAUUGCGUAUAUUUAGAGGUCAAAUUAGUGAUUCAUAUCCAUUGCCAGCGGCCAAUCCAUCUACCAAUCAGAAAAACAAAAAGAAUCGUAACCCAGAAAUGGAAUGGGAAGUUAAUAGUUUCCUAUUUCCCGAAGUUGCAGCCGAGACGGCCACCACUUAUCAUGAUUCGAUAAGUGAAAUUGUACAGAGAUUUCGUACACAAGUUUUUACCACACCCCGAAAUCCAAUGUAUUCGGGUCCCACUGAAUUGAGUGAAGAAAUUUGGUUUGAUUGGCUGACAAAGGUGUCGCAGGACAAUCAUAAUUUCUUUUUUAGUACGUACGAAUAUAUACACAGUAAAAAUUUGGAUGCCGGGGCAAGUGAAAAACUUAGUGGUGGCAUUGUGGGCUCUGGUGGUUUUAAGGAUGUUGAUAAUUGGAGAGAAUAAAAAACAAGUAAAUAAGAAAGAA